GGGCAAAACUGGAAAAACAAAUAAAAACAAUUUGGCUGCUUACGUCAUCGUGACUAGUUCUUAGUUAUCCAAAAAUAAUCUUCAGAAAGCUGUCUUUUUAUUUAGCUCUCUCGAUCACAUAAACUCUGUUUCUAACUUCCGAUUCUUAGCAAGUUCUGCAGGGUUUUGUUCGUUUGGUCGAGAACUAUGAAGAAAGUGUGUCUCUUUAUGAUCCUUGUCUGCUUAAACGCAGCGUCGUUUCUAGUGUCUGCUGAGUCACAAACGUGUCCUGCUGAUUUGGGAGGGAAGUGCAGUGAUUCUGAUGAUUGGCAAGGAGAGUUCUUCCCUGGAAUCCCUCAGAUUAAAUAUGAGGGACCUGCUAGCAAGAACCCACUUGCUUACAGGUGGUAUAACGCUGAAGAGGAGGUUCUUGGCAAGAAAAUGAAGGAUUGGUUUAGAUUCAGUGUUGCGUUUUGGCAUACAUUCCGUGGGACUGGAGGUGACCCAUUUGGUGCUGCUACUAAGUAUUGGCCCUGGGAAGAUGGUACCAACUCUGUCUCUAUGGCUAAGAGAAGAAUGAGAGCCAACUUUGAGUUCUUGAAGAAACUUGGAGUUGAUUGGUGGUGUUUCCAUGACAGAGACAUUGCCCCUGAUGGCAACACUCUUGAGGAAUCUAACAAAAAUUUGGAUGAGGUUAUCGAACUCGCCAAAGAACUCCAAAAGGGAAGCAAGAUCAGACCAUUGUGGGGAACAGCUCAGCUAUUCUUGCAUCCUCGUUACAUGCACGGAGGAGCAACCAGCUCUGAGGUUGGAGUCUAUGCUUACGCCGCUGCUCAGGUGAAGAAAGCCAUGGAAGUGACACAUUACCUGGGAGGUGAAAACUAUGUUUUCUGGGGUGGCCGUGAAGGUUACCAGACGCUCUUGAACACUGAUAUGGAAAGAGAGCUUGAUCAUAUGGCCAGGUUCUUUGAAUCUGCUGUUGCUUACAAGAAGAAGAUUGGAUUCAACGGCACGCUUUUAAUCGAGCCAAAGCCUCAAGAACCGACCAAGCACCAGUAUGACUGGGAUGCUGCAACAGCUGCCAACUUCCUGAGGAAAUAUGGUCUUAUUAACGAGUUUAAACUCAACAUUGAGUGUAACCACGCCACGCUCUCUGGUCACACGUGUCAUCACGAGCUUGAAACUGCGAGAAUCAAUGGUUUACUUGGGAACAUUGAUGCAAACACUGGCGAUGCUCAAACUGGAUGGGAUACAGAUCAGUUUCUAACAGAUGUUGGAGAAGCAACCAUGGUUAUGAUGAGUGUCAUAAAAAAUGGUGGGAUUGCUCCAGGAGGCUUCAACUUCGACGCCAAACUGAGAAGAGAGAGUACAGAUGUUGAAGACUUGUUCAUUGCUCAUAUUAGUGGAAUGGACACAGUCGCUCGUGGACUGAGAAAUGCAGCCAAGAUCUUGGAGGAGGGACGUCUAAGUGAAUUGGUGGGCAAGAGAUACUCAAGUUGGGACUCUGAACUUGGGAAGCAAAUAGAAGAAGGCAAAGCUGAUUUUGAGUAUCUUGAAAAGAAGGCUAAAGAGUUUGGAGAACCAAAGGUUCCUUCUGCUAAACAGGAACUUGCUGAGAUGAUCUUCCAGUCAGCAAUGUAAUAGUAGUAGUGGCAGAAGUUGAAGUAAAGACUCUCUCUCUUAUCUCUGAGAAGUUUGAAAAAUAAAGGAUUAAAACGAUGAUUAGAGAGAUGUUGGUUUUAAUUAGUUUCAGUUUAUGUACUACCUUCACACUUAAGUUAAAUAAAAAACUGUUUGGGCCUUGAACUC
Molecule: messenger RNA, 1788 nt
Organism: Brassica napus (rape)
Lineage: Eukaryota; Viridiplantae; Streptophyta; Magnoliopsida; Brassicales; Brassicaceae
Product: xylose isomerase
Exons: 14
Coding region: 187-1620 (477 amino acids)
Biological process (GO): carbohydrate metabolic process
Molecular function (GO): xylose isomerase activity
Source: RefSeq, a predicted model, not a curated record